CUACGAGUUAAGUAUAAAGCAGGAUCUCAUUAUGCCGGAGUCCAGGUAAUCCGUUUCAACACAUUUGUGACGAUUAAAGGCUCAGACUUUAUCUUAAUAUCCCUUUAAAAGCACAUGUCCAGGAUUGGCAUCUAGCAUAAUCAAUAAUGUUGUAUUAUUCAUGAAGACAUUCCUUAUUUAAUUAUGAUAUGGGAAGUCACUUAUGAACGUAAUGGCUAAAGUGCCUUUACACAGCUUAUAAUACUACUUACAAUGGACCCAUGCUUUAGAGAUUCAAGCCACGCCUCUAACCCCACCCCUUUCACUGGGUACGCUGCAGUCAUGGAGAAUGCAUUCCACUCUCGACCAAUGAGAAGCGGCGCCGUGCCCAUGUGUGUAUUGUUUAAACUGCUCAAAUCAACCGUGUGUUUCGAGAUUUAGAAAACUUUCAAAUUGAAUGAUGGCGGCCGCAGUGUCCGUUAGCGCAGCUGCCAGAGAAGAAAGCACAGAUAUAGGCACCAUCAACUCUGCCUCCCGUCCACUCCACGAGAGCUACGACGUCGACCAAGGAAACUGGAUGUCAAGAAAUCAGGAGCACGUAGAGCUUGAGCCCGGCGGGGAAGAUGCGGCGACAUCGUGGCACGACUGUCCGCGAAGAGUCGACGAAGAGUUGACAUCGUUGAACCCUGAAGAGAUCGAGAGUCGCCUCGAUAGGACCCGUCGAGAGUUUUAUAACCGCCGCAAAAUCACAAUCAAGAAUUUACCAUCAGAUAUUAGUAAUCAGGAGGUGCACGAGCUUUUGAGCAACUAUGAUCUCAAGUACUGCUUCGUGGACAAGUACAAGGGCACAGCCUUUGUCACGCUGCUCAACGGCGAGCAGGCGCAGCGGGCCAUCAAGGAGUUCCACCAGCACGCGCUACGCGACCGCGACCUCUCGGUGCAGCUGCAGCCCACGGACGCGCUGCUGUGCAUCGCCAACCUGCCCCGGGCGCUCACGCAGCAGCAGUUCGAGGAGCUGGUGCGGCCCUUCGGCAACCUGGAGCGCUGCUUCCUGGUGUACAGCGGCGCCACGGGCCACUCCAAGGGCUACGGCUUCGUGGAGUACAUGAAGAAGGACUCUGCGGCGCGUGCCAAGUCGGAGCUGCUGGGAAAGCAGCUGGGCUCGCGCACGCUGUACGUCCACUGGACGGAGGUGGGCUCCCUCACGUACCCGCUGCUGCACUCGCGCUGCCUGUGCGUGGACCGCCUGCCCCCCAGCCUGAUGACCGCCCAGGACCUCCGCAACGCCCUGGCCGACGCCCACACGUCCAUCUUCUGCCAGCUCGCCCAGGGACAGGAUAUGAGCUUUCGGCGCUUUGCGGUCCUCGAGUUCUCCUCGGGGGAGAUGGCCGAGGAGGCACAGCGGCUGGCCGACGGGCGCCUGCUGGGCGGCUCGCACAUCCGGGUCUCCUUCUGUGCCCCCGGUCCGCCGGGACGCAGCAUGCUGGCCGCCCUGAUCGCUGCCCAGACCAUGGCGGUGAACCGGGGUAAGGGGCUCCUGCCAGACCCCACCGCCAUGCAGAUCCUCACGGGCCUCAGUAACCCUGCCACGCUCAAGAUGCUGCUCAAUCCAAUGAGCCAGGGCCGUAAACAAGGUAUUCUCGGGAUGGGCCCGCCUCCCUCCAUGCCCCUGCUGGCAAACCCGGCCCUCUCUGCUGCCCUCCUGCAGAUGCUCCUGCAGAACCAGGCUCAGGCUCAACAGCAGGCAGGACUCAUGGGGGAUAGUCCUCUGGCGACGCUGCCUCUCCAGCAGGGCCUCCAUAUGCUCGGAGAGCUCCCACAAGAUGCCCUGGCCCCUCUGAAGCCCAUGUCUCUUAACCGAGGCCAGGGGAGGGAUCAAGAGUCUCCCACCGCGGCGGGCUCCUUCCCCCAGACGCCCUCUCCCACCCUGCAGGGCAUCUCCAUGCCCCACAUGGCCGGCAUGAUGGGAGCAGAAGGUCUCGCUCCACAAGGGCUGUCGAUACUAGGCGAGCCGCCGAAAGAAGUCCACCACGGCCAGGGAUCUUUCCUCAAUGGCCACAACAUGUAUUCAUCAGGAGCGAACUGCAGACCCCACCCCUACAGGAAGAGGCAGACGUUAAGCAGCGCGUCCAACCAUCGCUCAAACCACGGCCUGCAUGGAAACUACAACCUGCGCUACCAGGAGUCCUACAGCCCAGAGUACCCUCCCUUACACCAGGAUCCUCUGGGCCAUCUGUACGAGCAGCAGGAGAACCUGGACGCCGGGGCGCUGGCAGGCUUCGGGCUGCAGCUGUCCUGUCCGCCCGAAUACGGCGAGCGCUCUGCCCACUACGGCUUCGCUCCCAGCCCGCCGCUCGCGCCCUACUUCAACUCGGCCCCCGGCGCGCCGGCCAGGAACGGCCUCCCCUCCGCUCACCUGAACAAGGCCGUAGGAAUGCCCCCUAUGAGUAAUCCACUUGACUACCUGGGGAAUGCCAUGAAGACACCCAUCGGCGGUCACAAGCGCAUGUUCUCGCGCCUCAUCCCGUCUCCGGAGCCCAGCCCUGAGGGGGGCUACGUGGGCCAGCACUCCCAGGGCCUGGGGGGCCACUACGCAGACUCUUACCUGAAACGCAAGCGCAUCUUCUGACCGGAGGCCUGGCUGUCUUUCCUGUGCUAGCCGCCGUCUCCACCUCCUCGGACCCGGCGCAGCGCCCCCAGCCACCAGCAGGGUGACCCCUCCACCCGGUUCCUUUUCUGUGUGUGCUCCCGCUGGCGACCCCUGGAGGGCGCUAGGGAGCGCGGCUUGUUUGCCAUCUGGACAGUUGCGUGCCAGCCUUAAGGGAGUUUUCUUUUUGAUGUAUUUUAUUUGACAAAUGUAUAUAUGAUUUCAGUGUGUUGGUAAAUUAUUUUUAUUAAUUGCCUUACUUUUUUGUGUGGCUUUUUUUUAAUUUCAGGAGGUCUUUUUUUUUUUGCCAGAUACAUUUUUGUAUUUUGUAAUGAAAUGGAGAGAAAAAAAAUGGUGAUGUUAACUUGGCUAGCUACCCCACCUUCCUCCUUAUCGAGUAUGACUUGUCAACAGGUUUAUCUCUAGUUCAUUUCCAUCUAUGGCCGUCACAGCUCCAUCAUGCUGCUACGUGGUGCUUUAAGGAUCUACAUGUGCUACUUGUAUUAUUCUUUUUACUUUACUGUGAUGCAUUCAUACCAAUUUUUAUUUGAGUCUCUACCACCCAAAGGACGUGUGGAUGGCAGCUUUGCUUGUGCCAUGGUUAUUCCUCACAGUUGUUUUUGAUAGACUUUUCUGUGUGUAAAAAGUUCAGUCUUUUUAAUAUUUUUUUCUGCAUUAGGUGUUCUUAGAUUCCUUCCAAUUUCAUCCCACCGGUUUGGCUCUUUGUUUACAUAGCUGGACACGAUUCAGGCCCCUCUACUGACGCUCAUCGAGCUUUCCGCCCGUCUGUACAGACGUCUGACGUCAACCCCCCACCGACUUUGUAUUUACGAACCCAGGAAACCCUCCGUCUCAGCCACGGACCCUUCCACAUGGUUAUGUCUUUGAACUGCACUUCUGUUUUCCUCUGCACUAGUUUGAGUGAAGCACUCCUCCGGUCACACUUCCCGGUGAUUCCCUCUCGACGUAUGCCCUGAAAUGGAGUGGUUACUUGUUGGUGUGAUGGUAUUUUUCUUUUGACCCCCUCUUGUUUGUAUUUAGUAUUAUAUUCUUCCCCCCCCCCCCCCCUCUGCUGACUUUCAGAUGGCUUUCCGGUAUAUUCCUGACCCCUCACCUCAAAUGCACCGUUUGACACAUUUAAACAUCCAAACCCCCCCCCAUUUCCCUUUUUCUUUUUUCUGGAGUUAAAGUAUGAAAAGUCCCUAUCUAGCGACUCCGUGGGACAUGGUGGGGACCGCCGAAGUAGGCCGUUAACCACGUAUGCUACCCCUCGCUUUUAAGUUUCAAGUCUGAAUAAUGGAUGCUGGGCAGCGGGGGAUAUGUCUGUAUGUUUGCGUGUGUGUGUCUGUGGAGCCUUGGUGGACUGUUUUGAUUGUAUUAACCCAUUACCUCUGACCUCGUAUGGGCCUGUAGGUCUACCUGAGCCUAGAAGUGUGUCUGUGCCCACAAGAGGCCCCGUGAUCGUUUCCGGCUAUACUUGGUUUCUGUGUUCAUUGCCGUGUUAAUACUUAAGCUUGAUCAUUUUUUCCUUGGAGUCCCGAACUCUUGUUUUCUUCAGCUAAAUCAGCCUUUGGUCCGGUUAUUUUUUUAUUUUUCAGAGUGAGUGGGCUUAACAUGUUUUCUGUAAAUUUUGAACGGCUAGAUCGCCAUGAAUGAUUUGAGCCAGGGGCCUUAUGUUAACUGCACCAAGUGAUGCUGCUGUUCUGUAAUAAUUUCUGGUUUUCUUUGGUCUUUCCAUUUGCAAGUGCUUUCAUAUGUAUGGUAAUGGUUGUUUAUAUGUGCGUGUGUGUGAUGUGAGAAAUUAAAUGUUAUUUAAAACAGCUUAAUUUUUUGGAUGCCUUCAUUUGUUUUAUAUAAGUGCUUGUACUCAAACUUUUAAUAGGAGUAGAUCUUGUGAAAGUGCCACAACCUGAUAUUCAAAUUAGUUUCCAUGGUAACAAUUUCACGAACGCAGGAUUUUUGAUCACUGUAUAAUUUUGGAGGCUUGAAGGAAGGUCAUGGACUUUUUGAUUUGUUAAAUAUAAAUCCAGUCAUAUUGGACCAGUGACGGUAUUUUAUGUGAAUUAUUAAUUUACUUUAGAUCUAUCCUAUUAACUAAUCCUAUUAUUAAUGUCAUACAGCCAGGCCAAAGAAAAGGAAAUCCCUCUGUCCAAGCCCUGCUGUAUUAAAUAUAAAUGGAAGUUCAAAAGUUCUGGCAAAGUAGAUUAAUCAUCUUACAUUAGAUUAUU
Molecule: messenger RNA, 4854 nt
Organism: Gadus chalcogrammus (walleye pollock)
Lineage: Eukaryota; Metazoa; Chordata; Actinopteri; Gadiformes; Gadidae
Gene: raver1
Product: ribonucleoprotein, PTB-binding 1
Exons: 14
Coding region: 437-2608 (723 amino acids)
Cellular component (GO): cytosol
Molecular function (GO): mRNA binding
Source: RefSeq, a predicted model, not a curated record